Molecule: messenger RNA, 977 nt
Organism: Aspergillus calidoustus
Lineage: Eukaryota; Fungi; Ascomycota; Eurotiomycetes; Eurotiales; Aspergillaceae
Source: the annotation of a GenBank genome assembly
GACGCCUGGAUAGGAGCAGGCUGACGUUGAUCUUUCUGCUUCGGUGAACAAGGCCAUUGCCACGUCAUUAUCCCCAUUCUUCCCAAAAGAAGCACCCAGCCUUCUUCUCUGUACCUGCAAGCUCCAACCCAAAUUCCUGAACUAUCUACUGCCACCCAAAUCGCUACUUUCUAUUAUCAUCCGCAAUAAUGUCAGGACUUUAUUCGGUUGUUUUCAAGUGGGCACCAGCAACAUACCAUGACAACGAGAUACUAUCUCGCAAUGUACUCUGUUUCAGCUCGAGAUACGACGCUGAUGAAUUUUACCGUCAAUUGCAAACUCUCAAGUACAAUAAUGCGCAGUUUAUGACCAGACUGUCUCGCAGUUCGCCUCAAUUCUGGACCUACGACUCAAAUCAUAACGGGGAUGCUGUAUAUUUCUUGUUCAAAUGGCAACUCAUGUCUAAUUUCAAGAACGUGGUUACUUUACUUAAUAAUUCGUCAUACCAAGCGUACAUGUACUCCUUGCCCAACCUUGUCACCGGCCCCGACUGGCUGAGUGGCGACACCUUCUUCAUCCGCAAUCGUCGACAGCCGAACCUUUACUGGUGGGUGCAUGACACGCACAUCCAUACCUCUGAGCAACGGCGGACCAAAUUCCGCAUCCAAAAGACGCCCGGUCACGAUGAUACUACUAUCGCGGGAAGUUGCAAGCCGGUUUUGAUCAGAAAAGACCACGUCCAUGUAGGUGUGGUAACAGAGACUGUUACGUCGUCGGCUGUCACGGGUGGAGCUCAGUUUGUUUCCAUCAGAGACACGAAGAACAAAAGUAACAGCCUCACUCUGGAUAAUAAGCCUUACCUCUGGAUAUUUGGAGAGCUGUUGCAACAAAAAGUUGGGGUCCGAUGGGGGGAUGAAAUCCCUGAGGAGAAGGGACAAAUGAAGCCCCUUCUAGUCUUCAUGCCAAAUGAUGGGGGUGAUGAAUGGGAGUUGUGCUAG